Chaetomium strumarium is the source of this 2774-nucleotide messenger RNA. RefSeq lists its product as uncharacterized. The record is from RefSeq and is a predicted model, not a curated record. The coding region runs from base 75 to 2699 and encodes 874 amino acids. NCBI's taxonomy places the organism in Eukaryota, Fungi, Ascomycota, Sordariomycetes, Sordariales, Chaetomiaceae. Gene Ontology annotation, biological process: metal ion transport; transmembrane transport. Gene Ontology annotation, cellular component: membrane. The transcript is spliced from 8 exons. Gene Ontology annotation, molecular function: metal ion transmembrane transporter activity.
CUCUUUUACCUCAUGUCUAUGUGUUCACCUGCUUCAGAUCCCUUAGUAGCCUAGUGGUCUCAUUGCGUCCGCAAAUGCAGUCAUACUGCGUCCAAGACAAGUAUCUCGACCCGAUUGCUCCGACAGAUGCCUGGGCUGCCUUCCUUGCCGCUCGGUUUUCUGACAGGCGGGAGCUCUAUGAGAGCUUCUCGGAUCAUGAAAAAGAGACGGUAAGGAAAGAGCUGCGGCGUAUCCGCUACUUGAGGGAUUACUUUGCUGGUCAUCGGCUGUCAGCAUCCGACAUCUUACCAGUCCUCGACUGCCUAGAACAAUCACACAAUGGAUGGAGAGAACGAGCCAGUCGGCGAUGCAAGGAUGAGCUGCACCGUUGUGAAGUUGCGAUCGCAAGAGCCAGCGGGUAUCGGAGGGCGGAGCUGAACAGACAACGCUCGAUUCUCAAGCAAGUGGAGCAGUGGCCGACACAGGAGUAUGCUCGCCUUCGGCAGUUGAUUUCGCCGGUGAGCUUCAUCCCGGGCUUAGAAGCCGAGGAAGACAGCGUCGACGACAAUCCCGCCGAGUCGAACUAUGGAUACAACGGCUGGGUCAUUGUGUUCGACAGGGAAAAGGGCGGAGUCAACCUAAGCCACCCACUGUGCCAUGGCAAGUUCCCCCACCAGAAGAUAUCGGUCCAAAGGUUGCUGUACGAUAAGGAGCACACGCCGCUCCAGCGCUCGGCCGACAGGACAUGCCUCAGGUACUUCCAUCUCCAAGCGAACAAUAUGAAAUGGGUAGAGGAUGCUAUUGCUCGAUAUUAUCAAGAGGACAACUCUCAACCCGCGCCACGGGGCGCGCUACAUAGCACAGCCACCUCCAAGCCGCAGACCAAUACUGAAAGACUCUUGAAGCGAGAGCUCUGGCACGGACAGGACAGAGGAGGUGUCAGGCCUCACAUGCCACCUUGCUCGCGCCAGAUCCGGCCUCGCUGUGCCCUUGUGCCGUCGCCGGAAUACGUCGGUCACCCGGGUUCAGCCGACUCUCAAGACAUUGUUUUGUUCAUGCCUUACUUGCACUGGGAGAUAGAGAAACGCCUAGUCCGUAUGACCAAUGUCAUUCGAAAGACCAAGCAGAUGAACGAUCAGGAGUUUGCUUUUGAACGAAUAAGCAAGCGGAAAGGGACAUGGGGUAGUGUGGUUGAGCGCGCCAAGGCCAUGGCCAGGCGCAUAGACAGCACUGUGCCGGACCUUGGAGCGCUGGACGAUGGUAGUCCCCCAUGGAAGCCUCAGUCGCCACUGGGAAGCUAUCUCUGGUGUGCGGCAAAACUAUUUCAACUCAUCGACGAGGCAGCAGAUUCGCGCUUGAUCAAUGACCACCUGUGCACGCAGUCACCCCUCCACCCCAGACGCACCCUCGAGCAGUAUUACUACUGGACUGCUGAAGACACCACGCCUCGAGACCGGCAACAGGUUGUAUAUCGGGCAACUCGCAUGAGAAAUGACCCCGAAGCAAUACCACGAGUGGUAAUGGUCGACCAGCUCUGGAUGUGGAUCUUGGACGAAAACACCAUUCUCACCGCAUUUCCUCGCAGAUGGGGCCGGAACAAGCCUGAUCCUUCGGCUGUCCACCGGGCAAUUCGAGAUCAUCUUGGAGCCGUGGACAACAGUCAGGUCCGGUCCAUCUAUGACCUGGCACUCAUCAUCGUUGACGAAUGCUCGAAGGUGUUCUUCGACAGGACAAAGCCUGACCUCAGACCCGAGGUAGUCGACAUGUUCGGAUCCGCGAUAUCCACCGUGUCCGAAAAGAAAUCCGAGGCGUAUGAGCGAUUUGGGCGCGACGUCAAACGGAUGAACACACAUGAUCCGCUUCAAACAUCCGAGGAGCUCCUGCGGAAGUCGUUGAACAUCAAGUUUGAGUGGUCUGUGUUAAUGGAGGCGCAAAGCAUCAUUGACCAGCUGCAGAUCAUGCAAGAGAUCUUCACUCAACAGAUCACGGUUAUGAGCGACUUUGAGAAGGCUCUGCGCGGCUUGAAUCCAGAGAGCCACGAAGGACUCGAAAGCACUCUGGAUCGAGCAGGGACGUUGAUAAUGGAUAUGAAGUUACGGAGGGAGGAGCUCUCAAACCUAGAAAAGCGGCAGGCCAACACCAGAAGCCAGCUUCGUGAGCUCCUGGAUAUGAAACAACAACAGGCCGGGAUCAUCGAGGCCAAAGCAGCUAUCCGGCGAGCGGAUGAGUCGGUCAUUCAGGGAAGGUCGAUCGUGGUCUUCACCGUUGUUACUAUUUUCUUCCUGCCCCUCUCCUUCUUCGCGACACUGUUCGGCAUGAACGCCCAAGAGCUCAACGGCGGCACCAUGUCACUGGGCGCCCAGCUUAUGUGGAUGUUCGUGAUAUCCAGUCUUGUUAUUUGCCUGUCUUUGGCAAUUGCGUUUAGCGCAAGGGCGAGAACGGCAAUAUUCGGUGCACUCCGAGGUUCUUUUGGCUACCUCGAACGUCCAACGAAAGGCCACACAGCAGCAAGAGGUCAUCUGGCAAGCGCGUCUCCACGUGCACUCCGAGACUUCAUGAUCGCAAAGCAAAAGGAAUGGGAGAGCAAAACCGGGGUUGAGGACGCUGCCAGGGGGGCUUUACCGUUGCAUCAAGGUCGAGAAGAGAAGUUGGGAAGGUCAAGCAUGAUGGCAAGGUUGUGGAAAAGGAAAUCAGGGCCGAGAGAGGGGGGGAGGGUAUGAAAAGUUUGUCAACGGACGCUACUAGUACUAGUAGUCAGUCAAAUCUUCGCAACGAGUACAGUCUUCAGCAAGAAA